GGCGCUUACCAGUAACUGUAAACAUUAGGCUGAGUAUGGUGGAGACUAGAGUGGAACAUUUUACUCCUGGUGUAGCAACUGAUCAUGCGAUGGAAACAGUAGCAGGUGAACACAACCAGCUAAGAGUACUCGAAUUAUACAGUGGUAUUGGAGGUAUGCACUGUGCUUUGAAGGACAGUGGUCUAAACUAUAAAAUUGUGGCAGCAGUUGACAUAAACGAAAAGGCCAAUAUCAUCUACAAACAUAACUUUAGGGAAACCAAUCUGCUUCAAAGAAAUAUUGAGUCCAUAUCAGUGCAGCAACUAGACAAGAUGAAAAUAGAUCUUCUUACAAUGAGUCCACCAUGCCAGCCUUUCACCAGGCUAGGAUGUCAGAAAGAUGUUAGUGACCCAAGAGCAAAGUCAUUCUUAUAUCUACUCAACACAUUACCAAAGUUGGAGAAUCAACCAAAGUACAUUUUAUUAGAAAAUGUAAAAGGCUUUGAGACCUCAAAUGCUAGAGCAGCGUUCAGGGAGAUGCUGGAUAGAUGUGGAUACAUAUAUAAGGAAAUGCUAUUGUCUCCAGUGCAGCUGGGAAUUCCAAAUUCUCGACUUAGAUUCUACCUAAUUGCAAAGAAGUCGCCACUGUCAUUUCAUCCUCCAAAGGAAGCAGAACUUGUCUCUUGCACCCUGUGCCAUAUCAUGAAUAGCUAUUCUGUCUGUAAACAAACUGGAGGGAGCAGGUUCUGUGCAGAUGUGUGGAACUUCUCUGAAUCGGAUCAGCCAUGUAGAACUGUCAAAGCCAAUAACUCCAAGAAAAGAACAUCUGUCAACAGCAAUGCCACUGAGAAAUGUUUACCCGCACUUGGUCAUAAGGUCACUGUAAAUGAAAACGCAUGCAUUGUCCCACCUCAUAAGAUUGGUGGAAGUCUUCAGGAAGCCUCGACAAUAACCUGUCACAUGGACGUUAGUGCUGAACACACAGGAGAAGCUAGUGCAUCACUAGAACGAGCAGCACAAUGUCUGGAGGUAAAGAAUGUGCAGAGUACAUCACACACAGGUGGGAUUAGCUCAGACGCCUCUGCUGUGCUGCAGUGUUGGAGCAGCGUCUGCGGUGGUCAGUUGGAUGACCGCAAGCUGCUGCAUAACUGUCAGGACAGUGCCAUGCGCACAUUGGGCAGCUACCUGUCGCCACAUGACAUGGAGAGCCGACACCAGCUGCCGCAGCAACUUGUCACACGCUUUCUCAAGGUGAUGGACGUGGUGAGCCCACAAUCCACACGGUCGUGCUGUUUCACCAAGGCUUAUGGCAGGUACAUAGAGGGCACUGGAUCAGUUCUGCUGUCAGACUUUACCGAUAGUAUACACAUCGUCGAGGGCAAGGCAAUGCAUGGCACCUGUGCUGCACCCAGCACACUACGGUUGAGCUACUUUUCUCCAAAGGACAUUGCCAAUAUUAUGUGCUUUCCUACUGACUACACAUUUCCAAAGGACUGCACUAGUCGGGAUUGUUAUAAAGUGCUAGGUAAUAGCAUCAACAUUUAUGUAGUCUCUGUAUUGUUGAGGCUACUUACUCUUGGUGAUGAUUUAUAGGUUGUAACACCUGUAUCAUAAUAUCCCAAAGCAGUGCAACUCAGGUACAGUAAUCCCUCUCCUAUCGUGCAUAUUUUCCAACCAGAAAACAAGCAUAUUUACAAUGAAAUAUUUUAUUACAAUAUUUUAAUACAUAUCUUUUCCUAUUGUGGUGUAGU
This is a messenger RNA of Priapulus caudatus, 1729 nucleotides long. Its product is annotated as tRNA (cytosine(38)-C(5))-methyltransferase-like. Lineage: Eukaryota; Metazoa; Priapulida; Priapulimorpha; Priapulimorphida; Priapulidae. Bases 36 to 1571 code for a protein of 511 amino acids. The transcript has 8 exons. Gene Ontology annotation, molecular function: methyltransferase activity. The record is from RefSeq and is a predicted model, not a curated record.